AUGCAAGCGUCUAGAGGUCUAGGAGUACGCCGUUGGGCUGAUUUUGCCGAUGACAAUUGUCCCGUCUGCCUGAUCAAAGCUGGAAUGACAGACCCGGGCGGUGGUCACAUGCCAGGAGACCCCGACUUCUGGGCCAAGAGGCUGAUCGAUCUCGUCCUCAAGACACGAGAUGACGGCGAGCACCCCAAACCACUGGUGCUUCGAUACGUACUCCAGUGGUGUCGGGUGAUCCGGAGGAUCGAGGAGCUCAAGAUCUGUAGGAUCUGCUGGACCCUACACGUCGAUAUGACCGCCCUCGUGAACUUUGACACACAACGCAAUGCACCGAGCGAUGAAAUGAGCGACGACGAAGAAGCGCGACCGGUUGACCCACUGCUUCAGGACCACUAA
Molecule: messenger RNA, 390 nt
Organism: Colletotrichum gloeosporioides
Lineage: Eukaryota; Fungi; Ascomycota; Sordariomycetes; Glomerellales; Glomerellaceae
Exons: 1
Coding region: 1-390 (129 amino acids)
Source: RefSeq, a predicted model, not a curated record